AUGUCCUGCCUCUCUUCCUCUAAAAUCCAGCUGAUCAUGAUGUCAGUUACUGAUCCAAACUUGAGUGACAGGUUCACCAGUGCAAUGGAGGAGAUCCACAAUGAACAUCUUAAAACGUAUGCAGACAUAGUUGAUACAACUGCAGACCUAUCCCACUCUCACAGACAGUUUGUUAAGUCUGCACUCGAUACAUGUUUGAAAAAGUGUAAAGAUGAUGAGAAACUGUUUGAGACCAUCCAGACCUUCAAAAGAGAAUUGGGCCAUAAAAAAAUGAUCUUAAAGGAGAAACAGCUUGCCAUUUCUGACACGAUGGCUGAGGUUCAGGAGAAGGAAAUGCAGAAAGAGGACAUCAUUCAGAAAAUCCAAAAACUUAAAGAAGAACAGAUAAAAAGGAAAGACUUAAUCCAGUUUCAAAAUGCAGCAAACAAAGACAGACUGAAGAAUCUCCAAAAAGCCAGACUCGUGUUUCAGGAUCAUUUGGGGCUGGAGAUACGAACAAUCCUCGGCAAAACACAGUUGGUCAAAGGUGAAAAGUUGCAGUUUGUUUUCCGAUACAUUCACCCUUCUGAUCAGGACAGCGCUUAUGUUAUCACAAUGGGGAUUAAAGAAAACGGAUCGUACCAGAUUGUGUCCAGCGACCCAGUGGUUGAUUGUUUGCCAGUAUUGGAAAGCCGGCUUCAAGAGACCAAUAAUUUACAGGCAUUCCUGGCAAAUGUACGGAAGGAGUUUAUUUCACUGGCACGCAGCUGA
Menidia menidia (Atlantic silverside) is the source of this 750-nucleotide messenger RNA. The record is from the annotation of a GenBank genome assembly. Lineage: Eukaryota; Metazoa; Chordata; Actinopteri; Atheriniformes; Atherinopsidae.